This is a messenger RNA of Mya arenaria, 5644 nucleotides long. Its product is annotated as four-jointed box protein 1-like. Gene Ontology annotation, biological process: cell-cell signaling. NCBI's taxonomy places the organism in Eukaryota, Metazoa, Mollusca, Bivalvia, Myida, Myidae. The transcript is spliced from 2 exons. The coding region runs from base 718 to 2316 and encodes 532 amino acids. The record is from RefSeq and is a predicted model, not a curated record.
UUUAAUUUAUGAAAAAAGUGGAUACUGUCUCAGUAAACGAUGGGUGCAAAACAAAUAUACACAUGCUUUUCAUUUGUUGUCAAGUGUGCCGUAAGUGUUGUAUAAUAAAGCUUUGUGUUUUUAUUGAUUCAGAGCACUUGAGAGUUCUUCAAGACAAACACACAUAGGGAACUGGAAUUUCUUCGCAGACAAAACAGGGCGAAUAAAUAUACACACCUUAGUUGGACUAUUUAUGGAGACUGACUCAAAACAGGAAUUUCACAAAGAAGGAAAAUAUUAACACGCACCAUAAAUCUACUUGAUCGAUCCAUCAUAAAACGGGAGUUUUGUCGCAUAUUAAUAGUAUCCUACAGCUAUCGGAAUAAAUCAAGUGGCAAGAAGUGGAGAUUCAUCUUAUAUCGUCGAGAGGAAAGUGAAUAGAAUUUGUUUCUUUCCUGGCACAUAUAAACGUCAAUAGUUUUGAAACCUGAGACAACCAGUGUUCUGCUGACGUAUCCAUAGAAGUUUUCCUGACGACAGCGGCUGUUUUUGAUUAGAAGCACGUGUAAUUCGAACCAAGAAGAUAAUUAAACAGCGAAGAUCCGCCAGAAAUCAUUUGGUGCUGAUGACAUCGUCUGCAAAUUGAAGAGGACUUGAUUUACCAUUCCGACAUCUGGAAUUAAUCGAUUAAAUUGAUAGAAGUGGGAGUAACUACAAAUUUGGAAUAAAUGCUAUUAAAUGAGGCUUAGAACGGGACUGAUAAUGGCCGGAAUUGGAUUUACUAUUGGAGUCUUGUGCGGACUUUUGGUGCAUUUGCCCGCAGAAACCUUGCCAGCUGCAAACUUCGAAAGUCAACAUCUAAAUCGAGUGCGCCGAACUGCCGGAGUUGAAAACGCCGCAGAUUACGGAAAUCCGGAUAACCUCAUUUCGGAUAAGCAAGGUACCGUAGGUAAACAUAGCGCUCAAGUGGAUUUUAUGAAUAACAAUUAUGAAACUUUACCAGUGGCAAAUCGGGAUAAGCAUGGAUAUAAGGUGAUUACAAGUGAUAAACCUCCGAAUGUGAGCGUAUUAAGUAAAUACCCUCUGUCUAGUGACGAAUCAGUGGUUUAUUUAAGCCCAGAUCAACAUAAGCUUGUCCUGGAUAAUAGUGUCAACAAUGUAAGCAAUGCUAGUCAGCCUAAAAGAGAUACAAAUGCAGAUACACCUAGCGACAAUUCUGUCAAUAGUAAUCAUAAUGAUGGGAGUCAGUUUCUCAACCGUGAAACACAGCCGCUGACUAGAGGUGAAACCAAGGCCUUAGGUCAUGGUAAAAAGACAGGGAACAAAAUUGAAAUUGACAAUUAUCAGGAAGAAUCACAUUCAAGUGGAUAUGACGUAACAAGUGGCGUGUUUUGGAGUGAUACUGUCGAACAAUCUUGCCCAAAGGGUUUCAAUAAUGAAGACACACGGGGUUGGAAAACGAAGGCCGCUAAUGAGAAAAUUUUGGCAAUGAAUGACGGCUGUGGUCGAAUGCAAAAUCGAGUGCUUACAUUUGAAAGCAUGGACAAAGCCUGCGCGAGAUAUAGACUGAAUGUUGAUCAAAUGCAGGGAGAGAUGUUUUCCUACUACUUAAGCAAAAUGUUAGGUAUAAACAAUGUCCCACCGUCGGUUCUGCAUCUUGCCGACGCGAACAGCGACCAAUGGAGCACAAUCGGGCAAGACAUUGCAAACGCAAAAUGGUCGGAAGAGAAACCUGUGAUUCUUUCCAAGUGGAUUGACGAUUUGAGUCCCUCUUACAUUCCUCAAGAAUUCAGAAACCUCUCCUCAGUACUAUUCCCCAAAGAUCUGAAAGAAAAUGCUCACUCAUUAGAUGAUAAAUUAGUUAAUGGCGUCACCCGUACCUCGUUAUGUGAACUACUGCAAUGGUCGGAUUUAAUCAUUUUUGAUUAUCUGACAGCGAAUUUGGAUAGGGUGGUGAAUAACUUGUUUAAUUUACAGUGGAAUGCUAAAAUGAUGGAAAAACCCGCUCACAAUUUAGAAAAGGACUCUAGCGGUAGGCUGGUAUUUAUUGACAACGAGUCCGGGUUAUUCCACGGUUACCGGCUUUUAGACAAGUACGCAGUCUACCACGAGUCUUUAUUAAACUCAUUGUGCGUUUUUAGGAAGCAGACUAUUGAUUCAAUAAAGCGUCUUGUUGACAGAGACAAUGUAAACGAAGCUUUACAUUCGUUGUUUGAAAACAGUGAACCUUUGUAUAGAUCUUUGCCAAGAAUUCCAGUGAAGAAUAUCAAAAUAUUGACAUCUAGAAUGCAGGCAAUUUUAAAACAUGUUCAAAAGUGUGAAUCUCAAAGUGUCUAGCAUUUUUAUUAGAUUUUAGCGGUAAGGUCGAUGUGACCGCUGGGAAAAAAAAUCAUGUAUAUUUAUGUGUUUGUGCAAUCUUUAUUUUUUUAGAAGCAUUUUAAACAUGAACAUAGUUUAUGGCACAUUUUCAUCCAAAUUAAUCUUAUUAUCUUGCUGAAAAAGCCAUUUCGUUUCAAGUGUCAGAAAUAGAUAUGUAAUUUCCAAAUUGAUAAAUGAAUCCAUUCAAAUACCUUGUUACUUUAAUUUGUCAAAUAAAACACAAAUAAAUAUGUAUGCAAAUAUUACUGAUAACAAUUUUAACUUUCUCUAAAAACGUGAAUGAAUAUAAAUUGUCACUCUGACUUGGCAGAAACUUAAGAUUUGAUCGUACAAUUUUCUAUCGUUUGUGCUAGAUGUUUUCACUUUUUAUGAAAUUCUGGUUGUUAUUGAAAUCAUACAUAAUCAUAGUACAUUAAGUGUCAUGAAUUUUAAUUAACAUUCCGUUUAAGAAACGUAUACAAUUCAUUAACAAUUUAGUUUUUUAUUAUGAAUUUGAAUAAAUAACUUUAUUAAAGUAAUUAUUUGUUUAUUUCAGUGUAAUAUUUUUCUUUGCUUAUUUCCCUCUAUGGAAAAAUGAAUUCAAGACUCCGUUUAAAUACAAAUGGUUUUAAUAGUUGGCGUGAAUAUGGAGUACCUAAUUUAGAGGCUAAUAAUUAAAUAAAUACAUCAUUUUUAUCUUAUCUUUUAACCUUGAUCGACAAUAUAUCAACACUUUAUUACAUUUUUUGCAACCAUCAAUUAGGGAGCCCUUCAAAACUGUUGAGACGUUUGGUUUGAUUUAUUUUCACAUUUAUUAAACUUUCGACCACGAAAAGAUAAUUUUCACAGCAAUUUAGAAGCAGCAAUAUUCAUUAUGUAAUUGAAAAUCAUUCAACAAUGUAAAAUUUACUUUUGUCAAUAAUUGAAUGAAUUGAAGUUAAAAGCAUAAUCGCCCAAGUUUCGGUGGUAUUUCUUUCACAUGAACUAUUAUACAUUUCUAAACGCUUUUAUAAAUUUUAGCCUACAUUUUGGAUAAUAAAUGGAUAUGAUAUUAUAUAGUAUUUAGAAUAUACUGAAAUGAACAUGUUUCUUGAAUAUUUAAAUAUUUGUUUUGUUAAUUAUUUCCGUAAACUUGCCUGUGAUUAUUUGUACAUAAUAUGAUGAUUUUACAAUUCGUAUAUAUUUGAAUUUGCUUCAGUAUUAAUUCUCUGUUAAAUGUGUGUUUAACUCCCAUAUAAAUCAAUAUUAUUUGAACAAUUUUCAGCAUUAUAAUAUAUUACCCAAUUUUAUAAACUAUAUAUUCUAGGUAAAAUAACUAUUGUAAGAUAAUAUUACUAAUAACUUCUAGCUUUCUUAAAUACAUCAUUAUUGUUUUUCAUAAUUGUGUGACUCAGUGAAAUUCUUGCCAUACAUGUUUCGUAGAAUAUUCUUAGAAUGUCUGUAAUGGUGGGAUUUUUGUAGUUGGUUCAGACACAGAUGUUUUAAUAACAUAUUACCUCUCACCAAAUAGGUUAUGGGUUUGAUCACCCCCAGGGGUACAUUAUAGUGGCCUCUCAAAAAUGACACUAGUGCUGGCAAGAAUACCACGAAAAUACUUCAGUCAGAUCUCAAUCUCAGUCUCGACUCAUUUUACCAUUUACCAUCAAAAGUUAUUAAACAUAAUAUAUGUGUUGACACCUUUAAAAAGCGCAUUCUAUCAUUUAUUAUGUUGAUUAAAACUUUUUGUCAAGAUUCCAAAGGAAAAAUAUUCUACAGCCAAAAAUGCAUUGGCGCAUAAUUCAUUUUUGAUUAAAAAAUUCUCAAGAAUUUUUUUGCUCAAGAACAAUAUUUCUUUGAAAUAUUGAAAACAUCUUUCAUCAACAAAUUCUAAAAUAUAGUAUGUUUUCAAAAAGUAUAAAAACACGCAAUCUUUUGAAUCUUACUAUCCUUUUAAUUGGAAAGAGUUGAGUUUGAGUUUGAGAUUUGACUUGAGUAUCUUUGUGAUAUUGGGGCCUGGUUUCUGCCCAGGAAACAACUUCGAAAAUAACUUCUAUUAGCUUUCUACAGUCUUUGCAAUUGAGCUAAAAUAAAUUAGUUUAAACUAAUAACUGCUCAUGGCAUGUAGAAUGAUAGAAAAUAAAUGUUCGCUAGUUAAAGAUAUUAGAGAAACCAGCAAGUUUUUGUAAGAAUGUACACCAUCUGCUACUAAUCUGAAUAUGUUGGCGGUAACGAACCAUAAUUUGUCGAUGGGCGCAAUACAAAUUGGAACACAUUGCCAGACAGUUGUAGGACAUUUGUUUUAAUUACGCCUUUACUACCAACCUUUCAUAUUCUGGUCAUAAAAAUGUUUUUCCAUGUAAAAAAUAUUUAGUAUUGUUCUGUUUCAAAUUUAAGCACCCUGCAUUGAAUUUAGCCACAUGACCUAAAGGAUAUACAUCGUUUUACAUUUUAGACGUAACAAUUCUAGUACUAACAGACAUUAAGCAUUAUCUUACAGAAAAAUAGCUGGUUCCUUAUUCUAGUUUUCGGUUUAACAAUGCUUACUUCGACUGAAACCUAUAUUUUCAAAACUUGGGUUCAAAUUCUAGGCUAUUAAUCAGAUAGUUUUUGCUAUUAUGCUUUUGAUAAUACAGCAUUUGUUUUGUAUUAUAAAUAACUGUUCUAUGUUCCCAUUGCUUAGCAACACGACCAUUCCUGUUCCGGUUAAGUUCUCGUGUAACGAGUUUUACCGGAUAUUGCAUUUUUGUUAAAGUUGACCAGUGAAAAUGGAUAAAGUGUACUUGUUCUGAUUUUUUAAGCAACUCUUUUGCUUGUAAAAGUCGCAUUUGAUUAUUUAUGAAUUAAUAUAAAAUAUCUGUUUAUACAUACAUACAGUUGCAUGUAUGUGAUUGAAAACAAAUUCAAUAGUUUCAUAUAUUAUAUGAAUGUGAAGUAUUCCGAUAAUUUUAUUGUAAAGUUAUGCCUUUUACUGGAAAACCUGACAAUUAUGCUUUCUGUAUAAACUUACCGAGGGCGAUAUUCAUUAUCAAUCUAACUUGGCACACAAUUGACCCUACUCAUAUCUGCGACGUUGCAGUCACAGUCUGCGACAUUGCAUGUACAGAUAAAGCCAGCGUUUUCCUGUCUGUCAUUUACUGAGGCUCAUGUUGAUUAUGGGAAAAAUGUAUUUUUUAUGAAAAUUGUCGUAAAUCUUAGAUUGAUAAUGCAUAUCAGCCCUUAUUUCCACUGUGGACCAUGCAAUCCUGUGUUAUAAGUGCUCAUUGUGUGUAUGUUGUUAAAACUUUGACUUAUAUUUAAUAUAUAAAUGAGAAUGAAAUUCUCAAUCUUA